AGCUUAUUAAAGGCAAAGGGGAGCGGUUAAUUGACGUGAGCCCAAGGAUUGCGAGAGUUUAGGCAGUUCAUAAAUCGCAAGAAAAGCGUCCAUUAGAUGUGCUCUUGAAUCGCCUUACCAACGCGAUAAAGGAACCAAAACGCGAAGAAACUCAUGACCAAAGCUAGAGCGGUGGGGGAGGGGAUCUCAUGGAGCCUCGCUGGAAAGACUGCAACCCACUGGCAGGCAAAAGGAUUAUUGCAGUAUUCUGUGUUAAUGUAUUUUUGAACAUGCGAGGAGUAGCCCUUGAUUUUCUCUUCUUUCCCUUUCCCUUGGGAGCGAGGGGAAGAAAGUGUUGCCAAAGUCACUGCUUAGAUCCUGGAACCAGAGCACAUGCUGCAAAGUUCAUUCGCGUAAAUAGUCAACACGCAAGUAAAAGUGAACACGAUGGACUUCAAUCUUGAAUAUUUACUAUCUUCAGUGUUCAAUUUUAAUAGCUC
This is a messenger RNA of Aspergillus pseudotamarii, 479 nucleotides long. RefSeq lists its product as uncharacterized. The transcript has a single exon. Lineage: Eukaryota; Fungi; Ascomycota; Eurotiomycetes; Eurotiales; Aspergillaceae. The record is from RefSeq and is a predicted model, not a curated record. Bases 189 to 443 code for a protein of 84 amino acids.